Messenger RNA from Eruca vesicaria subsp. sativa (arugula), 1689 nucleotides. The record is from the annotation of a GenBank genome assembly. NCBI's taxonomy places the organism in Eukaryota, Viridiplantae, Streptophyta, Magnoliopsida, Brassicales, Brassicaceae.
CUCUCUCUCUCUCUCUCUCUCUCCUCAAAAACAUGUCUCUCUCUUCUCUCUCUCUCGACACCAAGCCAAGAUUCGUCGUAGGUGGCCCAUUUAACGGCCGUUAUCCUCCCCUCCACCACCCUCGUAGCUCCGUUUCCUACUCAGCUAAGCGCUCAGCUGUCUCAGCAUCACUCAGCGUCGCAGCUGAUUCAACAGAGUCUAUCACACGGAUUGAGUCACUGAGUCAAGUCUCAGGCGUGCUUGGUUGUCAGUGGGGAGAUGAAGGCAAAGGGAAACUCGUUGACAUUUUGGCUCAACACUUUGACAUCGUUGCUCGUUGUCAGGGUGGAGCUAAUGCUGGACACACUAUAUACAACUCAGAGGGAAAGAAAUUUGCUCUUCACCUUGUGCCUUCAGGUAUACUCAACGAAGACACAACUUGUGUAAUAGGCAACGGUGUUGUUGUUCAUUUACCAGGUCUCUUCAAAGAGAUUGAUGGUCUUGAAUCCAACGGCGUCUCCUGCAAAGGAAGAAUCUUAGUCUCAGACCGUGCUCAUCUCUUGUUCGACUUCCAUCAAGAAGUAGAUGGACUCAGAGAAUCAGAGCUUGCCAAGUCAUUCAUUGGCACUACCAAGAGAGGCAUUGGUCCUUGCUACUCAAGUAAAGUGAUAAGAAACGGUAUCAGAGUUGGUGAUUUAAGACACAUGGAUACUUUACCUCAGAAGCUUGAGGUUUUGUUAGCUGAUGCAGCUGCUAGGUUUCCAGGGUUUAAGUUUACUCAAGAGAUGCUUAGGGAAGAAGUUGAAGCUUAUAAGAGAUAUGCUGAGAGAUUAGAGCCUUACAUUACUGAUACGGUUCAUUUCAUGAAUGAUGCUAUUUAUGGGAAGAAGAAGAAGGUUUUGGUUGAAGGUGGUCAAGCUACUAUGUUGGAUAUUGACUUUGGUACUUAUCCUUUUGUUACUUCUUCUAGUCCAUCUGCUGGUGGGAUCUGUACUGGUCUUGGUAUUGCUCCAAGAGCUGUUGGUGAUCUCAUUGGUGUGGUGAAAGCAUACACUACAAGAGUUGGUUCAGGACCAUUCCCAACAGAGAAUUUGGGAACAGGUGGUGACCUUCUUAGGUUAGCAGGACAAGAGUUUGGCACUACAACAGGUCGCCCUCGUCGUUGUGGAUGGCUUGACCUUGUUGCCCUGAAGUUCUCUUGCCAAAUCAAUGGGUUUGCAUCGCUCAAUCUCACUAAGCUCGAUGUGCUUUCUGACCUGAAUGAGAUUCAGCUUGGUGUGGCUUACAAGAAGAGUGAUGGCACUCGUGUUGAUUCUUUCCCUGGUGAUCUUCGUCUCCUUGAAGAACUAGAAGUUGAGUAUGAAACCUUACCUGGAUGGAACACUGACAUAUCCUCUGUCAGAAACUACGCUGAUCUUCCAAAGGCUGCACAACAAUACGUUGAGAGGAUUGAAGAGCUUGUUGGUGUGCCUAUUCAUUACAUUGGUAUUGGACCAGGUCGUGAUGCCCUAAUAUAUAAAUGAGUUCUAGGUUAGGCUUUUUGGCUCUGACUUAAAAAAACUUGAUGAAGCAGCAUGUUACUGGAGGAUUGUUACGUGUUUUGGAAUGAUUAAUGUUAUCUGUUGGCAUUGUUUCUUAUAUUGGAAUGAAGAUGAAUUCUAUGUUUUUAACUUUAAGCAUCUUUCAUGUUUGAUCUUUGGUAAUUAUUAC